This is a messenger RNA of Musa acuminata AAA Group (dessert banana), 948 nucleotides long. RefSeq names its product thylakoid lumenal 17.4 kDa protein, chloroplastic-like. The coding region runs from base 96 to 803 and encodes 235 amino acids. The record is from RefSeq and is a predicted model, not a curated record. The transcript is spliced from 4 exons. Lineage: Eukaryota; Viridiplantae; Streptophyta; Magnoliopsida; Zingiberales; Musaceae.
GAAGACGAUGGGAUAAGAACGAGGCGGAAGAAAUCCCAAAGCCGUAGCAGCGGCAGCAGAGAUCAGGGGAAAGGGAGCGAGCACUUGGAAGUCGAAUGGCGACGGUGUGCCUUCCCGGGGCGUGCUCUUCUCCAGCACGCGUGCGCUUCUCCCGGCGCCCGGCCGCCGCGCCGGCACCUCCCUCCCAAGCCCGAAUCCGAUGCGCGGCAAUUGAGGACCAGACAAUCUUCUUAGAGUUUUCUUGCUCCCCAAAAGGAAUGAAGAAUCUUGCUUGCGGUAUGCUUGCUGCCUGGGCAAUCACCACUGCCUCUCCUGUUGUUGCUGCAAGUCAGAGGCUGCCUCCACUUUCAACAGAGCCAGAUCGUUGUGAGCGAGCAUUUGUUGGGAAUACAAUAGGUCAAGCAAAUGGUGUAUAUGACAAGCCACUUGAUCUGCGGUUUUGUGACUACACAAAUGAUAAAUCACAUCUCAAAGGGAAAUCACUUUCAGCUGCCCUCAUGUCUGAUGCUAAGUUUGAUGGUGCUGAUAUGACAGAAGUUGUGAUGUCCAAGGCUUAUGCUGUUGGAGCAAGCUUCAAGGGGGUCGAUUUUUCAAAUGCGGUUCUAGACCGGGUCAAUUUCGAAAAGGCAAAUCUAAAAGGAGCAGUGUUCAAGAACACCGUCUUAUCAGGCUCUACCUUUAAUGAUGCUCAACUAGAAGAUGCAAACUUUGAAGACACCAUAAUAGGCUACAUCGAUCUCCAAAAGCUUUGCACAAAUAACUCCAUAAGUGCAGAAGGAAGAGCUGAGUUGGGUUGCAAGUGAUGUGUAAAGCUUUGACUCAUUUUGGUUUUCCCUUGUCUUAAUUCUUGCUUUGUUCAAAUUCCUCAUGCCUUGUUUCUGAAGGUGCCAACAAACUAAUUUAUGUAUCCAUGCACUCCUUACUGGUAAAAUACAUAUGUUUUGUAUA